Messenger RNA from Macrosteles quadrilineatus (aster leafhopper), 3416 nucleotides. Its product is annotated as neuroligin-4, Y-linked-like. Gene Ontology annotation, cellular component: postsynaptic membrane; cell surface; synapse. The record is from RefSeq and is a predicted model, not a curated record. Gene Ontology annotation, molecular function: signaling receptor activity; neurexin family protein binding. The transcript has 16 exons. Gene Ontology annotation, biological process: chemical synaptic transmission; postsynaptic membrane assembly; presynaptic membrane assembly. The coding region runs from base 193 to 2919 and encodes 908 amino acids. NCBI's taxonomy places the organism in Eukaryota, Metazoa, Arthropoda, Insecta, Hemiptera, Cicadellidae.
AGGUGCUGAGCAAUAUCGACAGACUCUCUGCUGUUGACUAGGCAAAAGGUUCUGGAAAGACUUACGACUUGUUCCAACUUUGAGUAAAACAAUAGCAAUGGCUCUCAAGUACAGUGAACGAUAAAGGCCACCUCUGCCCCAGCAAUGAGACCAUGGGACGCAUGGAGGUGACACAGAGCUCAGUGUAAGACUAUGAUCCUGCGACGAACGGAAACUACUCGACGGAGGCGCAGCAAGUGUCUGUGGCUGGCACUAGCAGGGAUGCUCCUGAUGGGAGAGGUGGUCCAAGGGUUCGUAGCAAGUAGGGUAGUGAGGACGAAGAACGGAGAGGUUUCAGGACUGGUUGUCCAACCAGAGAGUAGACAUCUUGACCCAGUGGAGGUAUACAGAGGGGUUCCUUACGCAUCUCCACCCACAGGGGUUCUCAGGUUCAUGCCCCCCGUGACCGGUGCUCUCUGGUCUGGAGUGAAGAACGCCGAUCGUUUCAGCCCAGUGUGUCCCCAGAGGCUCCCUGACAUCCACAACGAGACGGCAGCUCUCAAGAAGAUGCCGAGGGGACGGUUAGAGUAUUUGAAGAGGCUUUUGCCUUACCUGAGCAAUCAGAGCGAAGACUGUCUUUACCUAAAUAUCUACGCCCCAGUGCAAGACAGGGAUACGCUCGCCAAAUAUCCAGUCCUCGUGUUUAUCCACGGGGAGUCGUACGAAUGGAACUCUGGGAACGUGUAUGAUGGCAGCGUGUUGGCUAGCUACGGAGGACUUGUGGUGGUCACUGUUAACUACAGGCUUGGAAUACUAGGUUUUCUAAACGCCAAUACGGACUUGCAUUCAAGAUCUCCAGCAAAUUACGGCCUCAUGGACCAGAUAGCAGCACUGCACUGGAUCCAGGAGAACGUCGCCUUCUUUGGUGGAGACCCUAGCAAUGUCACCCUCGUAGGUCAUGGCACAGGAGCGGCCUGUGUGCACUUCCUCAUGACCUCCAGUGCUGUGCCGGACGGUUUGUUGUUCCACCGAGCCAUCCUAAUGUCAGGGUCCGCUCUAAGUCCCUGGGCACUAGUCCGAGAGCCAGCUCGCUUCGCUCGACAAGUUGCCAAGCACGUCAACUGCUCGCCCGAGAUGCCUCACCCCCACUUGCUCAAAUGUUUGCGUGAACGUCCACUUGAGGCGCUGCUGUCCACUCCCAUCGAUGUCCCUGAGUUUUCUACUGCCUUUGGUCCUUCUGUGGACGGUGUUGUUAUAGACAAUGGUAACCCAGAGCCUAGACCAUCUAGCAAUCAAGAAAGCAGCCAUGGUCAGUACAACGAGUACAGUGCAAGUGGUCCAGGCAGGCCAGCUGCACCUGCCCAUGACCCUCAUACAGGGGGAUACAUCAAUCUCAACAACCCACUGGCCAGGAAGGCCAUGGUGGCCAAGAUGUCCAGGUAUGACCUGCUACUGGGAGUGGUCAAGGCGGAGGCUUACACAACCUUUAGUGGGGAUGACGUCCAGUACGGCAUAGAGAGCGAGCGACGCACUAGGAUACUCAGGACUUUCGUCAGGAACACCUACAGGUAUCACCUCUCAGAGAUCCUAGCCACGAUUGCCAACGAGUACACGGACUGGGAACGCCCCGUCCAACAUCCCAUCAACAUCCGCGACGAGACUCUAGAGGCGCUCAGCGACGCGCAGGUGGUGGCUCCCGUCAUACACACCGCAGACCUGCACUCCUCGGCGAGAAGAAACUCAUAUCUGUAUGUCUUCGACUACCAGAGCAAAUUUGGAGACUAUCCUCAGCGCCAGGGUUGUAUCCAUGGGGAGGAGCUGCCUUACGUGUUCGGAGCGCCCCUAGUGGCUGGUAUGAUGCAUUUCCCCAGAAACUACACUAAGGCAGAAAUACUACUCUCUGAAGCCACUAUUCUGUAUUGGAGCAACUUUGCUAGGACUGGGAAUCCUAACGAACCGCAGGAUACUGAUCUCGUGCAUGGUUUUAGACAAGAGAAGAAUCGAUUCAAGAACAUUGAAUGGGCUCCAUAUGAAUCCGUUCAUAAAAAAUAUAUUUGUCUUGAUAUAAAACCAAAGCUCAAGAACCACUACAGGGCCCACCGUCUCUCCUUCUGGCUGAACCUUGUCCCGGAUCUCCACAGACCAGGCGGAGACGACGUUCCUCGGACUCAUCAUCAGCUGGAGACAGACGACCAUCCUCAUUUGUUUCCAGCUGUGCCAUCCUCUCGUAAGCCUCCACACGACACCACGACUGUCAGUGUGGGCCAGGGAGUUCUGCCUUCACCUUCCUACGACAACAGUUCCCUGGGACUCUACAUGCCACCGGUUGUGGUCGUCGCUCCCUCUUCCUCCGACAGAGGCUCUGCCGCACAGGAGUCUUCGGACAGUCAGCAGGAGGAUGGGUUUGCCGCCUACUCUACAGCGUUGAGCGUUACGAUAGCCAUCGGUUGCUCUCUGCUGCUCCUCAAUGUCCUGAUCUUCGCUGGCGUUUACUACCAGAGAGACAAAGGAAGACACGGUGACUCGAGUCCGGCCAGUAACAACUCCACAGCCUCCUGCAACUCCACGCUCAAGAAGCGGCAGGAGAAUGGUGGACCUAUGAGCAAUAUCUGUGUAACUGGAGGACCUACGGAACUCCUGCAGAUCAUGGAAACUCGCACCCCUACCAGUAUACCCUCCAUCCUUAAGACUCCAACCUCGGACACAACCCUCUUGGUGCUCCAGCCUCCCCAGAGUCAUCGUCUGCCUCCCGCGGAGUUCACUGACGGAGGAACCCUCCCUAGGCCUCCUCCACCCCCCAAGGUCGUCAAACCCCCGGCUCAAGCAGAGACCCAGCCACUCCUAGCACCUCAUGGGAGUAUCCAGCUCAUCAGCACCCAUCCGGGUACUCUGGGGCGGAAACACACCCAGGGAAAGCCAAUGGAGGAGCUAAGGGUGUGACAAAUCGAGCGACAGGUCGACUUCCGGUGCCUGGCCAACGACCUGAACCGGAUAUGUGACCAGUUGAACCGGAGCAAACCGGAAACGGAAGACGCGCUGUAUCAUGUGUGACCCGUGUAUAGUGUAUAUAGUGUUAAAGCGGACGAUAGUGUUAUGGUUUCAGUGUUUUCUUUCUUUUCGUCGUGUCUUUUCUUGAUGUGACAAAAACUCCUACCAAUAAUUUUGUUAUUUAUCGAAUGGUUUAUAAAUAAUAUCUUUUAAAAUGGUUCGUAUGUUCCAAAAAGUUCUUAAAACAUAAAAAAAUUGUCUUAAAAUGUAUUUUUUCGUAUUAAAAUUAAAUUUCAAAUUGCAACAUGAUUACACAUUUAUUGAUAUUUAUUAUAAGGCCUUCUGUGAUUUUUAAAUCAUUCAAAAAUUUAAUCAAUCCAGGUUAUAUUACACUGUUGAAAAACUGGAUUUUAAGGAUGUAUAAAUAAAAUUAACCACAAACAAAUGAU